AUGGUGAACAGCCCAUAUAUCGGGACCAAAUACCGCCGACUAGCCGCCUAUCCUACCUUACCUUUGCCGGCUCCUGACGGUGAUGUUGGACUUAGUUGUCCAGACUGUCCCACUGCCAAAAACACUUCCCUAGUCUACGGCAGCGAACGCAGCGACACUAAGGACAUCAUCAGUGUUAGGUGUCCCACCAGGCAUUUCUACCGAACGUUCAAGAUCAAUCAGCUCAUCCACGAAAUCGGUUGCAUUAAUGCCGGCGGAAAAUACCCCAUUCCCUAUGAUCCUUCUGCCCACGGUCCACCAGUCAACAGCAAGGGAAUGACCCUCCCCCCUCCCACCGACCCAAUACACAGCAAGUCAAGUACCUCAACCCGUUCUGGCCCUCAAGUACCCUGCGCACGUGCCACCGAAGGUCCGACCGCAGAGAAGCAUAAAGUACAGGGUCACUCUGGCUGUACACAUAAAUAUUGCAAACAGUGUUGCCUGCAAUACGGAACUCCAGGUGGAUGUUAUGUCCAUCGCGUCAAGGGAGGUCCACCAGCACAGCUUGCCAACCCAGCCAACCCAGCCAUCACCCCAGCCCGUGUGAGAGUGCCACCCCCUGCGAAUCCACCGGUAGCCAAACGUACAAGAAUCCUCCCACCCCAGUGUGCCCAGUCUGUACGCCGAGUCGGUCACAUUGUAGAUGAAGAAGGUGAAACCAACUUAGCAACUGGACGAGAGACAGUGGCGGCCAGAAAGGAAUCUGCACAGGUGAUUGACACUGGUAAAGUCAUCAGCCUUCACUUGGUCACCAGCGGAUCCAAAUCGCCAGUUAUAUCUCAAUACUUCAAAGACUGGCCCCUCGCCGUCUUAAACGACUCACGCAGCCUCUUACGGGCCUCUCAAGCAGCUGCCGGCCAGGAAUGGACUGGCGACCUCGUUGUAUGGGACGAAGAACUCAGAAAUUGGCGGGAGAUCGGUGUUACUUUGCCACAUACUUAUGUUCUUAGCUCCAAGAAUCUCGUCAUCUGCCUACCUCACCAGUUCUCAAGCCUCGCUGUCGAGCUCCAAGACGUGCUAGAGGGCCUUCAAAUGGGCAAACCCCUCGUACCCAAACCUCAAACCAAUUCAAACACUGCCCUCGACAAGGGCAAAACUCCUACAUUCGACAAGGGCCCACCUCCUGCCUUGGGCAAGGGCAAAGCAACUGCCAUCCAAAGGCAACCACCAGUCACUCGCCAACACGGAGCCGUCGCUCCAGCAGAGGGACAAUCCAAACCAAACGGCCUCACCGCAGGACAACACGCCACCUCAAAACCAAGAGCAAGGCCAAUUGCGAGAUUGGCCUGGGGAGGACGUGCUUCUCUCCUCGAUGCUCGAAUGGCUCGCGUCAGACUAUGGAAGGCUCGUUAUGGAACGGAAUAUCAUUUCACCAAGCAGGUUUACCGAUAUGCAGGUUGGGUAAAUCUAGUUGGGUAUGCCAGAAUGUUCAAGUGGUGGCAAGAGUGGCCAGCAGAGGGGCGUGAUUGCAACAAGGAGAACCUCACGGUUGCUGUCGCGCGUCCUUAUUUUCAGACAGAAUUUAAUGCUGUGUGUAAUGGGGCAGUUGCAACGCCUAACCCACAAACACCACAAAGCGGCUCCAACAUUUGA
Melampsora larici-populina 98AG31 is the source of this 1632-nucleotide messenger RNA. RefSeq lists its product as uncharacterized. The record is from RefSeq and is a predicted model, not a curated record. The coding region runs from base 1 to 1632 and encodes 543 amino acids. The transcript has 8 exons. NCBI's taxonomy places the organism in Eukaryota, Fungi, Basidiomycota, Pucciniomycetes, Pucciniales, Melampsoraceae.